Molecule: messenger RNA, 3028 nt
Organism: Ruditapes philippinarum (Manila clam)
Lineage: Eukaryota; Metazoa; Mollusca; Bivalvia; Venerida; Veneridae
Product: collagen alpha-5(VI) chain-like
Exons: 6
Coding region: 66-1682 (538 amino acids)
Source: RefSeq, a predicted model, not a curated record
GGAAAACUUUGAUUUUGUCUACGAUGUAAAUGUUGGCUCUUUCAGUCGUUUAAAACCCGUCAGUUAUGUCUUUUAUUUUCUUAACUGUAAUGCUCGCUGGUAUAACUAUGUGCGUGAUGGUAGCAUAUGUUGAUUGUUACGUUGAACCAACGGAAUGUUUCCAACCAAAAGUCUACCAUUUUAUAACAGAGAAGGAAUCAAGAAUGUUCAUCAAGGUACACAGAGGUCGUCGAUCUGUUGAUUGUACUGGACAUAUAGGUGUCACAGUAAAUUGUUACAACGAAAACAGCUGUGAAUGUAAUAAGGCAGCAUGCUCUCAAGAAUCAGAUCGUGAAUACUAUUGUCAUUCCCGCCAAACACCAUGUAGUUCAACACAAAUAUGCUAUCUCAAAACACCUUGUCCUGUUCACUGGGAAACGGAAUGUGGGUAUAAUGCAUGUCUGAGCAACCCAUGUAAGAACGAUGCCACGUGUACUGAUGUUGGAAUCUUGUCGUAUGCAUGCAAGUGUAGAUCCGGUUAUGGUGGAAAGAAUUGCGAUAUUGACACGUAUGUAGAUGUUGUGUUCUUAAUUGAUACUUCCGAAAGUCAAAGUGAAGCUACUCUGUUUAAACAGAGACAGUACGUAAAGAAUUUCAUAUCAAGCCUAUCAAUAGGACCAAAUGAUUUUCAAAUUGCAAUAGUAACAUGUUCUUUACAUGCGAGCGUUGAGGUAUAUUUGAACAGCAAUUCAACUGUAGCGGAAAUGACAACAAUAUUAGACAGUAUCCAAUCUGACAACGGACCAAGUUUUAUAGGUGAAUGUUUUAUGUUUUUAAGGACGGAAAUAUUCACUUCUGAAAAAGAUGCUAGAUAUUAUGCACGUAAAUUUGUCAUUGUUUUAAGUGAUGGUUUGUCAAGCAACCCGACUGACACUGUUCUACAGGCGGGCCUAUUGAAGCAAACGGGGAUCGACAUCUUUGCCGUUGCUACGGGAGACCAAAUCAAUCAUAAAGAACUGUCUGAUGUAGCGACACAUUGGGAUAAAGUGUUCUCCGUGAUGACCGAUGAUGUCAUGCAUACAAUCUUUAAAACACCAAUUACAGUUAAUACCGCAAAUUGUGAUCACCGUUAUAGUGAUUUAUCUAUAAUGUUUGACCGUUCAAUGGAUAUAUCACCGGUUACAUUUUAUGAGCAAAUAUCUGCUGUUGGAGAUCUUCUCAAGACCAUUUCACUCGGGUCAGACAAUGUUCAUGUCAGUUUAUACCAAUAUUCUAACGAUGUUGACGUCGUUUUCAACCUUGACGAAUAUUUCUUAUCUGGAGAUAUGGUCAUAAAACUAAAUGGAAUAGCGCAGUCAUCCGAAAACGGAAAUACCACAAACGCGCUUAAAUUCCUGCAACAUGCUUUCGUUGUUGCAAAUGGAGCCAGAACAAACGUGAGAAAAAUAGCCUUACUAGUAACAAGCGGACACUUUGAAAAAGAUAUAAUUGACGAUUUGAUGUCUGAAGCAAAAACUUUAAAAGACAUGGACGUUAUAUUGGGAAUAGUUUCAGUUGGCAUGAACGCUAACAUUUCUGCAUUAUCUAACAUAGCCUCAGAUCCGGCCGUAGUUUAUGUUAUAGGGAAAGAGUUGGACAUAGAUUACAGUGUUCUUUACACUUUAAAUACAUUACUAGAAUAUGACGUUUGUGAAAUAAACUAAAAAUAAAUUCACAUAGAAUAUUUAUGAGAAAUGCGACGGGUAUUAAUGGCAUUUUCGUCAGGAGACUUCGAUUAAUAGAUUUUUUAUUUAAAUACAAAUGACUUGAGUCUCGAGAACAUGGCGAAUGAAUCUAUUCAAUUUUUGACAUUACAAUUAGAAACAUCUUCAAUUCUAACAUUUUUUCACUAUUAGUUGGCUGGUUGGUUGAUUUGGUAUGUAAUAAAUAUACAUGGACAAUUAAAACAACAUGUUUCUAUCUGAACUUAUCAAACUAUUAUCAUUAUUAGUCUUAUUUUGCUUUUCUUUAAAUAAUUGAUAUAUCUUAUAUUUAUCUAUUCAUUUUCGAUGCAAGUUGUAACACAUCAGCCUUCUAAGUCAACAAACGACAAUUUAUUUCGCCUUAUUUAGCACAUAUAUUUAUUGUACAUUGGGAAAAGACUUCAAUAAGCAUUAGGUUGCUUCCAGUCUAAUCCUUUUCUUGUUUUGAUUAUAAAUAUAAUGUAUGUAAAUAUGCUUAUGUGAGAAAGAAUAAAAUAUGUUUAAACCAAAACAACAUGUAUGGUACAAAUAUUUAACACAUACGUGUGAAUAAAUGUAUUUAUUUACGGUGCAUACACCGUGUCUUUCCAUAUAUGGUAAUUCCUCGUGUUUUUAAUGGUUAUAGUUUUGGCGGUAAUUAUGCACGAUUUUACGUGUAAGUUGAUAAAAUAUAGUCAUUCGAGGCAUUACGUUCACGCCGUCCAUUUGUGAAAUUUCUUUAAAUAUAAUUUUCAUAUAUUACGAAAUAUCAUGGAUAAAUUUAUGGAUUUAACAUCGCCUUAUACAGAUUUUUGAUAUCUUGUUUUAUCUAUUUCAGAUUCUUCGUCUUUGUUUUAACAUGGAUGUAAAAAAUUUAAAAAAAAAUGAAGGAAAGGGAAGAUAUCAAUGCUAUGUUUUGAUUUAAUCUGAAAGUAAUGCAUUUCAUAUAAUUAAUGGUUUUUUAUUAGACUCAAAAUUGGGGAUAUGUCAGAUAGGCGAUUGAAGCAGCCGCUGAUCUAGAGCUUUGGAGCUUCCUACCUCCCCCUCCCAAGACGGAGUAGGGUUGGGUAGCCCGCUCGCAGCAUUUCUGACUUUGGCUUUUUCCACUUAUUUUAUAUUUGAUACUACCUGCGAUUGAUUAAAAAUAGUAUUUCUUAGAAAUCGAAGUUCAUUAGGUUUGGUUGGUUGGCUCGGAGAGCAGAGCACGAAAAUUUUAGAACUACACUUGCAGUUUUCCUUCAAGUAUUGAUCAAUGGAGUUGUUUCUUUUGUUUCCUGUAAAUUUUUUGUUAAAUAAACGGGACGGCUUAACGGCAUGCCCUCUAACCU